Molecule: messenger RNA, 1180 nt
Organism: Canariomyces notabilis
Lineage: Eukaryota; Fungi; Ascomycota; Sordariomycetes; Sordariales; Chaetomiaceae
Product: eukaryotic type KH-domain (KH-domain type I)
Exons: 8
Coding region: 84-854 (256 amino acids)
Cellular component (GO): nucleolus
Molecular function (GO): RNA binding
Source: RefSeq, a predicted model, not a curated record
AGGAAGUUGGCGAGGACACUUAUAUCCGAUAUUGUAACACACUUCCCAUACUCGCAGAGGAAAACAUAUCAACAGCCUUCACGAUGCCUGCACCGACAGCGCUCUUACAACCGGCUCCGGCCCCCGAAGCGGUGCCCCUCCCCCCGGCAGACAAUGAAGACGAACUCCUUCUCGAUAUGCAGGAUACCACCCAAGCAGAGCCCAGCGCGCCCGCUGCCCCUACAAGUACGGAAGACACAGAUAUGGCCAUCGAUGAGGAAGGGAGGCCACGGUUUGCGCCGGGGAAGGACGUGGACCCCGUUCGCCGGAUCGAAACUAGGAAAAUUCCCAUCCCUCCAAACCGCAUGUCCGCUUUGAAAAGUAACUGGACUAAGAUUUACCCCCCGCUUGUGGACCACUGCAAACUGCAGGUCCGGAUGAACGUCAAGGAGAAGCGGGUCGAGCUGCGGUCGAGCAAGUUCACGCAGAGCAACGAGGCGCUACAGAUGGGCGCCGAUUUUGUUUCUGCCUUCGCCAUGGGCUUCGACAUUGACGACGCCAUUGCGCUGCUCCGUCUCGACUCGCUUUACAUCCAGUCUUUUGAUAUCAAGGACGUCCGUCAGACGCUCGGCCAGGAUGCGUUAUCACGUGCUAUCGGUAGAAUUGCUGGCAAAGACGGGAAAACCAAGUUUGCGAUUGAGAACGCCACAAAAACACGAAUUGUCCUCGCCGGGUCAAGGGUUCACAUCCUUGGCGCAUUUGAGAACAUUGGGAUGGCGCGUGAAAGCAUUGUAUCCCUGGUGCUUGGCGCUCAGCCCGGAAAGGUCUACAAUAAUCUGAGGAUAAUUGCCUCGAGGAUGAAGGAGAGAUUCUGAGAAGCAAUGGGGUUAUUGAUACGCUUUGCAUGAGGGAUGUUUUGGGACUGGGAUUGGCGUUUCGGAGUAUCCUGCAUCUGUAUGUGCCAUGAAUGAGAGAACCAGGUUCGCGGCGAUAGCGCCUAACUCUCAUUGCUUCCUAUUCUGUCUUACUUUCCCUUCUUCUCUCCUGUCUUGACAGGCUACCUAUCUACGAUUCAGGCACAGUGAUGAAAUCUUUUGAUGGGUGUCCUUUCCUCCGAAAUAUACCUUAGGUAUUACGCAGGGUAUCAUUGCUCCAGAAAUACACCCCCAUCCAUAUCAUUGCGCAUAAAAUCAUAUCGAAA